AGGGAUAAUGUGCCGAGAUAAGAGAGGCAGGGCGGAGCUAGAGGUCACGUGACUUGUUGGGCCCGCCCGCCGCCUCCAGCUGAAGACUUCCCCUCCCAUAGUGACAGAGCCCUCUGGGUCCGCGGUCCGUACAGUUUCUGCCCCUCGCGCCCCAGCAGGUAAAUUAACAUGAUGGAUUUUUCCAAGCUACCCAAAAUACUUGAUGAAGAUAAAGAAAGCACAUUUGGUUACGUGCAUGGAGUUUCAGGUCCUGUGGUUACUGCCUGUGACAUGGCAGGUGCUGCCAUGUAUGAGCUGGUGAGAGUGGGCCACAGCGAGUUGGUUGGAGAGAUUAUUCGACUGGAGGGUGACAUGGCUACUAUCCAAGUGUAUGAAGAAACUUCUGGUGUGUCUGUUGGAGAUCCUGUACUUCGCACUGGUAAACCCCUCUCAGUAGAGCUUGGUCCUGGCAUUAUGGGAGCCAUUUUUGAUGGUAUUCAAAGACCUUUGUCGGAUAUCAGCAAUCAGACCCAAAGCAUCUACAUCCCUAGAGGAGUAAAUGUGUCUGCUCUUAGCAGAGAUAUCAAAUGGGAUUUUACACCUUGCAAAAACCUUCGGGUUGGUGGUCAUAUCACUGGUGGAGAUAUUUAUGGAAUUGUCAAUGAGAACUCACUCAUCAAACACAAAAUCAUGUUACCCCCACGAAACAGAGGAACUGUAACUUACAUUGCUCCACCUGGGAAUUAUGAUACCUCAGAUGUUGUCUUGGAGCUUGAAUUUGAGGGUGUAAAGGAGAAGUUCAGCAUGGUCCAAGUAUGGCCUGUACGUCAAGUUCGGCCUGUCACCGAGAAGCUGCCGGCCAAUCAUCCUCUGUUGACUGGCCAGAGAGUCCUUGAUGCCCUAUUUCCAUGUGUACAGGGAGGAACAACAGCUAUCCCUGGAGCUUUUGGCUGUGGAAAGACAGUGAUAUCACAGUCUCUAUCCAAGUAUUCCAACAGUGAUGUGAUCAUCUAUGUAGGGUGUGGUGAAAGAGGAAAUGAGAUGUCUGAAGUUCUCAGGGACUUCCCAGAGCUCACAAUGGAAGUUGAUGGUAAGGUAGAGUCAAUUAUGAAGAGGACAGCUUUGGUAGCCAAUACUUCUAAUAUGCCUGUUGCUGCUAGAGAAGCCUCUAUUUAUACUGGAAUUACGCUGUCAGAAUACUUCCGUGACAUGGGCUAUCAUGUCAGUAUGAUGGCUGAUUCUACCUCUAGAUGGGCUGAGGCCCUUAGAGAAAUUUCUGGUCGUUUAGCUGAAAUGCCUGCAGAUAGUGGAUAUCCUGCCUAUCUUGGUGCCCGUCUGGCCUCUUUUUAUGAGCGAGCAGGCAGGGUGAAAUGUCUUGGAAAUCCCGAAAGAGAAGGGAGUGUCAGCAUUGUAGGAGCUGUUUCUCCACCUGGUGGUGAUUUUUCUGAUCCAGUUACCUCGGCUACUCUUGGUAUUGUUCAGGUGUUUUGGGGCUUAGAUAAGAAACUAGCUCAGCGUAAGCACUUCCCCUCUGUCAACUGGCUCAUCAGCUACAGCAAGUACAUGCGUGCCUUGGACGAGUACUAUGACAAACACUUCACAGAGUUUGUUCCUCUGAGGACCAAAGCUAAGGAAAUUCUGCAGGAAGAAGAAGACCUGGCAGAAAUUGUACAGCUUGUGGGAAAGGCUUCUUUAGCAGAAACAGAUAAAAUCACUCUGGAGGUAGCAAAACUUAUCAAAGAUGACUUCCUACAACAAAAUGGAUAUACUCCUUAUGAUAGAUUCUGCCCAUUCUACAAGACAGUGGGGAUGCUGUCCAACAUGAUUGCAUUUUAUGAUAUGGCCCGUAGAGCUGUUGAAACUACUGCCCAGAGUGACAAUAAAAUCACAUGGUCCAUUAUCCGUGAGCACAUGGGAGAGAUCCUCUAUAAACUUUCCUCCAUGAAAUUCAAGGACCCAGUGAAAGACGGUGAGGCAAAGAUCAAGAGCGACUAUGCACAGCUUCUUGAAGAUAUGCAGAAUGCAUUCCGUAGCCUUGAAGAUUAGAACUGUGAUUUCUUUCCCUUCCUCAGCAACCUCCUAUGUGUAUAUUUUCCUAAAUUUCUCAUCUCAAAACCUUUGCUUCUUUAUUGUGCAACUUUGAGACUAGUGCCUAUGUAUGUUGCCGUUUGUUGCCCUGUUUUUUUGGUAGGUCUUAUAUAAAACAAACAUUCCUUUGUUCCAGUGUUGUGAAGGGCCUCCUUGAUCCUUUGUACGAAGUGGUGAAUGUAGUAAAUACGAUGGCUACACUACUGUAAACAUGUAUUAGGGUGAUGACCCUCCUUGUCCUAGGUUGGCCCUUUCCUCAUCUCCGUUAAGUUGCAAACAGAACUACUGCAUGUAUGCUCUUUGCAGUGGAUUUGGAAUGGUGGACCAGAUUUCUAUACCUUUUGACAGGUAUUUUGUGAAGUAACUCAGUAUCUAUUGUGGUAAGGUCAUUUGCAGCUUAGCAUUUUGCAACGUAAUUGCUUUGCAGGAAAUACUUAAACAUGAAUGGUGAACGUUCCAAUUAUGCAUUGCUUCCCCCAGUAUAAAUCAGGAAUACUUAUGGGAAACUGUUGAGAACAAUAAUGUUUUUAAAACAGGCAUUUGUGGGCUCAGCACAGUAUAUGAAUCAGUACCCUCUAAAAAAGUGAAAAAAGACCCAAGCAGUCAAACUUAGAUCAACAUCAUUUUGUUAAAGCAUAUUUCAUUUCACUAGGAAAAAUUCAAUGUCAAAGACUAUUAUAUACUGAAGUACUAGGAAAUUCUUUUUAAAAUUACGUUUAAGCAAUCACUGAAAACUUGAUCCACAUCACUCUUUCUUUUCCUCCAAUAUCUUAGAAGUCCAGGCUUCUAAGAAUCAUGUGGAGUGUGAUGGUGGUGAAAUGUUAGAGAAGAUAGUUGUGGUUAAAGGCUGUUUGCACCUUUGAGGACCAGCUGGGCUAUAGUGAUUCUUGGGGCCAGAGUGGCAUUAUGUUUUUGUAAAAUCAUGACAUGUGUCACACGUUUGCAUGUCUUUUUGCUUGUUGAAUUUUUGAACAGUUUACCAGUUGUAGAAAAUGUAACUUUCUUUCAUGUGGUUUUUUGAUUCACUGGUUCAAAAGAUUUUUCAAAAUAUCAGUGACCACAGCAGCAUAAUAAUUUCUAUCCUGUCUAACAGAGAUGAAGUUAAUUUUGUAUCUGCUGAUAACAGAAUCUGGGUCAUGUGAAGAAAAAGGAUCAUUUUAUUCUUUCUUCUGAGUUUCUGUUUAAAAACAACAAUUCCUGCCUGUCUAAUAAGGCACACAGCAGAAUAGCUCUGAAAGCAACAGUUUCCCAUUAACUCUUUCUGACCAAUAGUGCUGGCACCACUGCUUCCUCUGAGAAGAGGAAAGGGUGUGUGAAUGUGUCUAACAAUCUCAAAUACCCAAAUGUAAUAGCAUAAAUAAAAUAUUUAUUUUAUGCCUCAGUAUGUUAUUUAAAUUUUUAGAUAAUACAUUUAUUUUGGUCUGUUAAGGAAAGAUGCAGUCAGUAGAGACUUCAGGUAUAGUUUUGUUUAAAUCCUUGCUGUUUACAGUGGCCUGCUAUUGAGGAAAGAUAUUCUUCCAUACAACUCUUUUCAACCUGUCACAAUAUGAGAAGAUAGAAAUUAUACAAUGAUUUGUUGAGAUGUGGACUUUGUGGUGCUUCUUAAUCAGUUUGCUUCCAAUGUGGCCUUCCACUUAAAGGCCCUUAGCCUAUUAGAAAUUAAAAGGAUUUCAAAAACUUUCUAUUCCUACCUUAAACCUACCAGCAAGCUAGGAUUGUGAUAGUAAUGAGUGAAAUGAUGAGGAAAGUUUGACCAAAUUUGUUUUUUGUUGUUGUUUUGAAUUUGAAAUCAUUUUUACUCCUUUUAAGAAUGUUGGUGUAUGUGUGUGAAGAUGCUAGAGAAACACUGUUCAGAUAUUCAUUGUAAGUCUCCCUUCACCUAUAUGUUAUAGAAUUUCAGAAUGGUCAUUGAUCAUAUUUCUUUAGUGAGAAUGUGUUAAAAUUACAACAAUCUUUUAAAAAGCUGAUACAGUCUAUAUUUAUUGUGCUGUGCCUGGUCCUAAGUGGAGCCAGUUAAAUAAGUUUCGUAUGUAUUUUUCCAGUGUUAAAUCUCACACAUUGUACCCUUUGGAAAUUUCCUUCUAUCCUGAAGAAUGAAUAGGAGAGGUCAUAUAUAUUGCCUGCUUAUCCAUGGGGUUUCACUACCUUUAUGUUAAAAGUUGUGUAUAAUUGUUAAACUCUAUGAAAGAAUAAAAAGUGGAUUUAAAUUAA
This is a messenger RNA of Carlito syrichta (Philippine tarsier), 4278 nucleotides long. RefSeq names its product ATPase H+ transporting V1 subunit A (gene ATP6V1A). Gene Ontology annotation, molecular function: ATP hydrolysis activity; ATP binding; proton-transporting ATPase activity, rotational mechanism. Gene Ontology annotation, cellular component: lysosomal membrane; proton-transporting V-type ATPase, V1 domain. NCBI's taxonomy places the organism in Eukaryota, Metazoa, Chordata, Mammalia, Primates, Tarsiidae. The record is from RefSeq and is a predicted model, not a curated record. Gene Ontology annotation, biological process: proton transmembrane transport; ATP metabolic process. The transcript has 15 exons. Bases 169 to 2025 code for a protein of 618 amino acids.